AUGGCUGCUGAGCAUGAUGAUGAUAUCGACAAAAUGUUGGAAGAAUAUGAAAUUGAACAUAAAAAUCAGUCACCGAUAACUGCUCUCAUACCACCAUUAACAACAACAACAUUGGAUAAAACCAAUAAUAAUAAUCGAUCUCCAGUUUCACAAUCAAAAGAUCGAAAAUAUCAGUCACCAUCCCCCGUUAAAGAACGCAAAUAUCUUUCACCGGAGCACGAAAAUGGUGAAGAAAAAGAUCGUUCAUCAAAAAAACAUCGCAAAGAGCACAAAGAACGCAAACAUUCACACCGUCAUAAAGAACGAAAGGAACAUAAAGAAUCGAAACGUCUUAGUCGAAGUCCAAAACGUAGUAAAAGUAGUCCAAAAGAAAAGAAAAUGAAACGUGAACGUGACGAUGAUAAAGAGCCGUUACGUCGCCGUCAUUCUCCAACAUCACCACCACCGCCAAAAGAGCGAAAAUAUCAUUCACCAUCACCACCUUCUAAAACAAAGCUGGAUACAUUAGGCAGCACUACACAUUCUAAAGCACGCGAUCUGAACAGUGAUUUGAAUUUAAUCAGUAAAUCAAAUAGUAAGAAUCUAAGACCUCAUUCACC
Molecule: messenger RNA, 599 nt
Organism: Didymodactylos carnosus
Lineage: Eukaryota; Metazoa; Rotifera; Eurotatoria; Philodinida; Philodinidae
Source: the annotation of a GenBank genome assembly